AUGGCUCCCACCAAGCGCUCCUCCGGUUCAGCACCUCUUGCCCCAAAGCGCCCACGACUCCCAAAACGACCUGAAGAACAUGAAGAUUUACUGACUGACGAGUCUGAAAUAUCUUACCGAACAUUGACUCCACUGCCAGCCCGAACUCGGAGUAGUCAAUCGACCACCGCCGCUCAAAUAACUCGGAAAGGUCUUCUCCGUUCCUCCGAAACCCCCACUGGGAGGAGCAGUCCUAGGAGGGUAGAAUUUCAUCUCCCCGAGGACCAUACUGAUAAUUUUGAAGCGCAGGAGGAGCCUGAGGCAAUUGAGGCGCCAGAGGUGGAAGAAACUGUUGAUACUAGCCACUCAGACUAUGAUGAUGCUCCGGAGAAUGACCACGAGAGCUCUGAGGAGGAUGAGGAUGAACCGGAGGAUGAACCUCAAGCCCCCCCCCAUCUUACACCCAGAAGUCUCAGACUGUCGGAAAGAGACCUCAUACAGUUCAGCCGACUACUGCCAGAGCACUGGGCAAUGCUCGGAGGAAACCAACUGGCGCGGUAG
Molecule: messenger RNA, 540 nt
Organism: Morchella importuna
Lineage: Eukaryota; Fungi; Ascomycota; Pezizomycetes; Pezizales; Morchellaceae
Exons: 1
Coding region: 1-540 (179 amino acids)
Source: RefSeq, a predicted model, not a curated record